AUGCGUGCAGGAGGGUUUCAGCCUCUUGCAAAAGCCAUGCCGGGGCUGGACCCAGCCUUGCAAAGACCGCCUUGCCUCUUCCUGUCUGCCAGUCGCACCGUUUCCUCUCCUUUGCAAUUGCUGCUGCUCGGUGCAAACGCUCCUUCCUUUCCUCUGCAUCCACUCCGCACCUUUCCUAUCGCCCUUUUUGCGGGAAGCUCCGCCUUGAAGGCUCCCAUUGGUUCAGCCUCGCAUCGCUCCAGUCCCGGGGAGAACGCAAGAGGAGUUCAAAGGGGAGAUACACAUCCAGGCCCAGACAUGAUCCGAAUUCACGUCCUGGAGGGAAAGGCUUUGGUGUGGAAUUACGCUGAUGUGCGGCGCAUACGGGAGGAGCAUCGCAUAGUCGGCACGCUGUUUGGGGCAUUGGCUCGGAAGCCACGCCAGAACGUGAGGCUAGGGCUUCCUUUGCAGUUGCUCCCGGAAGAAGCCCGGCUACUGCUGGAAAACGGCCUGGCAAUCCUGUGUAAAAACCCAGCAUCCCCAGCCCUUGGAGAGGAUACAAGCCAGGAGGUGGCUGUUUACCAAAAAGAGCUGGAGGAGAACUAUCAGGAGCAGUGUCGCCUUGCUGCUGAACAGCGGAAGGCCCUCCUGGACACUCUGGCAGAACGUAUAGCUCAGGGCCGGGCAAAGAAGAGGCAACGGGAAGGUGAAGAAGAAGAGUCUUCCUCCAAGCUUGCAGAGCCAGAGCCCAGUUUUGUGCUCCCUCGAGACUCAAUGAUGGUCCAGCUCCCAACAGAACGGAUCAACCCAGGCCAAGAAGUAGUGGUGGACUGGCGUGUACCUUCCAAAGACUGGCCUUACGCCGGACAACCAGAUCACGAGGCACAUUAUCGCAUUUUCCGAAACCUCUGGGAAAGGGGCUUCUAUGUCACCAGUGGGAGCAAGUUUGGGGGCAACUUCCUUGUUUAUCCAGGUGAUCCCAUGCGGUUCCACGCCCACUACAUUGCCCUCUGUGUCCCUCGAGAUACCCCUCUCUCCUUGUGUGACAUUAUCAGCGCUGGACGCCUGGGUAGCAAUGUCAAAAAGACAGUUUUGCUCUGUUCAGCAGAUGAAGAUGGGACUGUGGUCUAUACAUCCUUGCAAUGGACAGGGAUGCAGUGAGAACAGGGGUUGUCUCCAUGAAUGAACUAUGGUUAUAUCUCCCAUGGCAAUGUGUAGAUAAAGAACAUGUCGGCUUCAUGUGGCACCCCCAACCCUAUUUUUGUAGCUCUCAGCAUACUUCCAAGGUUAUUUUUCUUUCAAUCAGGGAACAUCACCUCCCAAUUGCCACAAACUAUACCAAAUCACCCCCCAGAUGUGUCUCCCCAACAUCACUUCCAAAAGCUCUUUUAAAAAGCCAAAAUACAAACUGGAAAUGA
Molecule: messenger RNA, 1397 nt
Organism: Anolis carolinensis (green anole)
Lineage: Eukaryota; Metazoa; Chordata; Lepidosauria; Squamata; Anolidae
Gene: tsen34
Product: tRNA splicing endonuclease subunit 34
Exons: 5
Coding region: 1-1140 (379 amino acids)
Biological process (GO): tRNA-type intron splice site recognition and cleavage; tRNA splicing, via endonucleolytic cleavage and ligation
Molecular function (GO): tRNA-intron lyase activity; nucleic acid binding
Source: RefSeq, a predicted model, not a curated record